AUUGCUUAUCCUCCACAGGGUCGCAGGGAGUUUGGAGCCUAUGCCAGGGCACAAGGCAUUGGACACCCUAGACAAGAUGCCAACCCUUCACAAGGUAUAAUUACUUUCACAACCAUACUCACAAUUUAAAGAAGCCAAUCAGCCUACAGCAUGUCUUUGGAAUGAGGAAGGAAAACAACUCUGAAAACAACCUGGAGGAGACCCCCAAAAUACAAAGAAAAAACGCUAACUCCACACACACUAAGUUCCACAAACUUAACCCCCAGGCAACCCUGAGGCAAAUGUGCUAAACACUAGGCCACCUGAGCAUGUGCAACUAUAACUAUAUGUGCAACAUUGUAAGUAGUGGAUCAUGCAGUCUGAAUGCAUUUCCACUAGCUGUUAGCAUACAGUGCAGCAAAUCAGUGAUGCUUUUUUUUUUUGCAUUAAUGAAUUACGUUUGAUAUUGAGAAAGGCUACAGAUGAACAGGAAAUUUGGAUUUCUUGACCUUUUUGUUCUUAUAGUCUGGUAUCUCCGAAGGAACUGGUUAAAAAAAAAACUAAAGCCAUGAAAGAAGUGGUUGAAUUAAUGACUUCUUAUUGCCAGAGUCCAUGGUACUACUGAGAUUUUAACAUGUGAUUUCAGUGAAGAUUAAUCAGCUCUCCUUGCUGUUAACAUCGCACAUAACUGUCUCAUUCCUGCUCUUUUCCUCUCAUCACUUUACAAAAGGUUUAGGAUUACCAUGGUAGGACUGGGCUCAUGGAUUUAGAGUCAAUCAUUAAACACACAUACACAUACACACACAAGUACCACAGUGUCCCAGGGCAGCAGGAGUGGGAGUCAGUAGGGAUUCCAUCCUGGAGGAAUCAGGUGCUGUUUGUCACCUGGGUAACCAUGUCUCCAUGGACAUCACAAGCAGUUCAUCGGCCUGUCUGUGCCAAGUCAAGCUGAUCUGAAGUCAGUAGAUAUGACGUCAGUGGGCUUAGACAGAGACACUUGGAGUCUGAAUCAAACACGUAGCUGCAAAUACAGUGGUCGUCCUUUUGUGGCUGAGAACAACGGUUGCCAUUAAACAUUACAGAUGACUAACCUGAGCACAGAUCAACAUGCUGUCCAGUCAGUGUGGUGUGAAUCAGAUGAGAACUACAAGCAAUGCCUGCAUAGUUUGUUUGGGAAAUCGAUUGCUGAGUAUUUCCUCAGCUCCUCGUACCUGCCCAGCAACAAUCCUGGCUGGUACACAGAGAUAACAGACAACAUGACAGGUCAGAUAAGUGCCGAGGCAUUAUGGGACACACUAAGACAACGCUCUACAAAGGUUCUGGAGGAAAUGGAGACUGAAACUUCUCAGCAGGUUGAGAGAAUGAUAGGUGACUGGAAUUUGCUAAAAAGACAGGACCAUUUGCAACGACUUUCAGGGCUGAGGUUUAUGUAUCGCAAUGCUCAACAUAACCAGGCCUACUCCAUGCUCCUGCUGCAGCAGAGACUACAGUCUCCCCUCUGUAACCUCGAUACAACCGAAGGACCCAGUCAAUAUCUAACAGAAGAGAACACAUUAAUGAAACAAUAAGGGGAGGAGCUUUCUGUUUAGUGUGUACACCCAGAAGAGCUAUUCAUGCAAUUCAUGCAAUUCUGAAUGUCAAUUCUACAUAGUGGUGUGUAAUUGUAUUACUUUUUGUAUUACAAUAUAUUAAAA
Tachysurus fulvidraco (yellow catfish) is the source of this 1673-nucleotide messenger RNA. RefSeq lists its product as uncharacterized. The record is from RefSeq and is a predicted model, not a curated record. Bases 1062 to 1547 code for a protein of 161 amino acids. Lineage: Eukaryota; Metazoa; Chordata; Actinopteri; Siluriformes; Bagridae. The transcript is spliced from 5 exons.